AUGCCCGAAAAGAAGACGAUCGAAUUGUUCAGCCCCGAGUACUACGGCGCCUGCACCUUGGGCGGGAUGGUCGCGUGUGGGCCCACCCACACCGCGGUGACUCCCCUCGACUUGGUCAAGUGCCGCCGUCAGGUCGACCCCAACUUGUACCGCUCCAAUUUGCAAGCGUUUAAGACGAUUUUGAAGACCCCCGGUGAUCUGAUCUGGACCGGUGCCGGUGCCACGUUCAUCGGGUACUCGCUCCAGGGGGCGGGUAAGUACGGGGGUUACGAGUUGUUCAAGAAGAAGUACUCCGAUCUCGUCGGGCCCAACAUCGCCAACGAGUACCGCUCGGUGAUCUACGCCGCUGCCUCGGCUUCCGCUGAAUUCUUCGCCGAUAUCGCGUUGUGUCCCUUUGAAACGAUCAAGGUGAAGACCCAAACCACCAUCCCUCCGUACGCUUCUAACGUCGUUGACGGGUGGAAGAAGAUCGUCGCUGCUGAAGGGAUCAACGGGUUGUACAAGGGGAUCGUGCCGUUGUGGUGCCGUCAAAUCCCCUACACCUGUGUCAAGUUCACCACUUUCGAAGCCACCGUGGCUCAGCUCUACAAGUGGGUGGGCAAGAAGCCCUCGGAGUACACUCCCGUUCAGCAGACCGGGUUCUCGUUCGCCGGUGGUUACAUCGCCGGUAUCUUCUGCGCGGUGGUGUCGCACCCCGCCGAUGUGAUGGUGUCGAAGAUCACCUCGGACAAGAAGCCCACCGAGUCUACCGGCCAGGCCCUCAAGCGCAUCUACGGCCAGAUCGGCUUUGCCGGGUUGUGGAACGGGUUGCCCAUGAGAAUCGUCAUGAUCGGGACCUUGACCGGGUUCCAAUGGUUGAUCUACGACACCUUCAAGGUGUCGGUGGGGUUGCCCACCACCGGGGGCCACUAA
Molecule: messenger RNA, 912 nt
Organism: Diutina rugosa
Lineage: Eukaryota; Fungi; Ascomycota; Pichiomycetes; Serinales; Debaryomycetaceae
Product: Cu/Pi carrier
Exons: 1
Coding region: 1-912 (303 amino acids)
Biological process (GO): mitochondrial phosphate ion transmembrane transport
Cellular component (GO): mitochondrial inner membrane
Molecular function (GO): phosphate transmembrane transporter activity
Source: RefSeq, a predicted model, not a curated record